Molecule: messenger RNA, 1377 nt
Organism: Penicillium coprophilum
Lineage: Eukaryota; Fungi; Ascomycota; Eurotiomycetes; Eurotiales; Aspergillaceae
Product: ankyrin repeat domain-containing protein
Exons: 2
Coding region: 1-1377 (458 amino acids)
Molecular function (GO): protein binding
Source: RefSeq, a predicted model, not a curated record
AUGCGCCUCCCUCUUGAGAUCCUCCAGCUCAUUCUGCAGGAAGCAGUCGAUAUUUUGCCCUACGGUGAUAUACUGCACUCCCGACUCACCAAUAGCCUCUUCAAUAAAACCCUGUGGCCCACCAGUGCCAGCCUAGAUCACCCGGGAGCCAUCUUCACGGUGUGGCGCAAGUUUCCCUACAAGCGGAAAUAUCUCUGGUACUUAAUUGAAAACCAUCAAGAGCGGCCGUGUUUCUUCUCCGAGUUAUGUCACGACAUUCGACAGAUGCCGCACAUUGCUGCGACGAGUGAGAAAGAAAAACACAUCCUCAUGGAUAAAAUGAUCGAUGCUAUUUUGCGCAGUACCGAGAGUCCUAGCAUGCUAUUCAGUCCCCAUCGGUAUCGCGCUUGCAUUGAAAAUGUUACUGACGCGUCCGGUGGACGGAUCGAGCCCCUGGAGAGAACGCUUGAAAGCGGGCUUGCUGCGAGCGCCAUCCUGCGAGGAGAUCAUGUGGAACUGCAGUCAUUACUAGACAAGGGGCUCUCGCUGAUGCGGUGGAGUGAAACUAUGGGUCAGGUGCCGGUGGAUCUAGCAUAUAAAGAGGGCACCCCGGAGAUCAUCAAGAUCGUGGCACCUCGCUAUUCCUUCUUUUACCAGAGCCGCUCGUGGUGGACUAAAGACCACUCAUGUGGCUUGGCGGUGGCCGCCAGGCGUGGGGAUGCAGAGCGAGUAGAAUUGUUAAUCAAGACUAACCUGAAUAGAGGGUGGGAUAUCUCGCUGGAGCUGUACAAAGCCGUAGAAGGGGUAUUACGGAUCGGAAAUGUGGAGAUGGUGGGAGUGUUGGAGAAAUACAUGACCCGUCCGAGGGAGUCGAUGCAGUGGCUUUGGUUUUACUGCUACAACGAGGCUGUUAAGAAUGGCAUGUUUCAUGUCGUGCGAUGGCUAUUUAAUCGCGAAGGCGCUCUCAUGAAACAAACCUCUCCGUGGCAUAAGACGCCGCUUUUUAUCGCCCUUCACGAUUGUCCUUCCAAUGCGAGAUUGGAAAUGGUUCGGUUGUUGCUUGAGAAUGGAGCUGAUCCGAAUGGAAACGGAGGUCUAGAAGUCUCUCAAACUCCACUUCAACGAGCUAUCCAAAACGGAGAUCUGGAGGCUGCGAUGUUGCUGGUGGACUUUGGUGCCAAUCCAAAUACGGCGGCACGAGGAACUGUACCUUUGCACAUGGCCAUUCAGCAGGGGCAUCCGGCGUUGAUACGAUGUAUGUUGGAGCAUGGGGCCAAACCCAGAUACCAAUUCAAGGGCAAGAGAUACACCGUGCGGCGAUCAGCGCACGUUACGACGUUGCUGGAGGAUUUAGGGUUCGACCAGGUCACUGAACAAGAAUAUGUGAUUUUGGAUUAG